AUGCAGGUAACAACCGUUACCUACGUGGCCUCCACCCUCUCCGGGUUGGCCCUCCUUGCCUGCCUCUUCGCCCUGAUCAACAUCAGCGGCGAUGUCAAGGACCUGUGGGAGGAGCUCGACAACAGCAUGCUCAAAUUCAGAACCGAGACCGACGACAUGUGGCACGACAUCGUCAAGGCGAGCCGAAAAAAGCGCGAGGCUUACCAAGGAUACGAAAGCCAGCCUGCCGCAUCCUCCGAUUCUCAGCCACCAGGCACCAACGUUUUUGCCCAGGCCCCUGGCGGACCCUCUCCUCCACCGUCGUGCGCUUGUGAUACUGAGAAGCAGAAGCGUUGCCCUCGCGGUCCUCCCGGACCCAAGGGAUCCCCUGGCUCUCCAGGACCCAAUGGGCUCAAUGGACUCGACGGAAAGGCUGGGCACGAUUCUGAAGAUGUUGCCCCCGCCUACCAUGAUGGUGGACAGUGCUUCAACUGCCCACCCGGACCUCCUGGACCUCCCGGACCCGUCGGAGCCGGAGGCCACCGCGGAAUGAAGGGCGAGGAUGGGCGUCCCGGACGUGCUGGUCGGGACGGACACCCCGGACUUCCUGGCCAGAUGGGUCCCAUGGGACAACAGGGACGCAUCGGACCUCCCGGGCCUACUGGAGAGAAGGGAGCCGACGGCCGUGCUCCGAUCGGACGCCCCGGACACAAGGGACUUCGCGGACCCCCUGGAGAGGUUGGACCCGUUGGGCACGCCGGAAAGGACGGACCCACCGGAGAGCCAGGAGAGGGCGGACCCCAAGGACCCGAAGGAAAGCAAGGGCCCAAGGGAAUCGACGGCCCACCUGGAGCCGAGGGACACGACGGUCGUGUUGGUCGCGAUGCCGAGUACUGCCCUUGCCCGCAGCGUGGUAGCGGUGGAUCUACUGCUCAUUACCUCGCUUGCGCGGGCGCGGAUACCCCGAAAUUACGAGUCUAUUUAAUAGCAGUGACGUUCAUAUCCGGUGGGAUCGCCUCGAUUCUGCAGAGUACUUUUGGGUUACGAUUGGCUAUAAUUCACGGCUCUUCGCUGGCUUUUCUGCCGCCACUUUUGGCUUGGAGUAAUCUCCCGGAAAAUAAAUGCACAGCCAACUCAACCACGAUAGUUCCGGAAGAAUUCUGGAAAACCCGGUUGCUUACGGUCUCAGGCAGCUUACUCAUCUCCAGCUUCGUUUUCAUCAUCAUCGGCUUUAUCGGGGCCGUCGGCUGGUUUUCAAAGCAUGUGGGACCGAUUACGAUAGUGCCUCUAAUGUCUCUGCUCGCCCUCUCUACCGUACCCACCUUGGAGCGUCAAUUAGGAAUGCACUGGAUUUCGUUAAUCGAGCUCUGCCUCCUGCUCCUCUUCGCCGUCCGCCUUGAGCACUUCCAGGUUCCCAUCCCCUACUACUCCUUCAAAGAAAAGACCAUAGAAACGGCCCGAGCUCCUUUGUUUGGCCAAUUUCCGUACCUCCUGGCAAUUGGAAUCUCGUGGUUUAUUUGCUGGAUGUUGAGCUCUUUUGAGUUGAUCGAUCGGCAAUCCCCAAUCUCUACUAAUCGAAAAAUCACUGAAGGGCUGGUGGCUCAAGCUCCUUGGGUGAAUGUACCCUAUCCAGGAGAACUCGGCUCUCCAAAAAUUUCGACUGCGCUCUGCGUUGGAUUCUGCGCUUCCGCCUUAUCAGCCAUGAUCGAGAGCGUUGGAUCUUAUAAGAUGAGCGCGAGGGUGUCACAACAAGGAAGUCCACCCAGAAAUAAUGUGAAUCGAGCGGUGAUCGUCGAGGGAAUUGGAAGCUUGAUCGCCGCCAGUCUAAACCUUGCCGGAGUAUUAUCGGUCUGUUAUGGACUUUUCACAAAGUUUGCCGCCGUCCUGGCUUGUAUUCCAGACCCACUUAUUGGUGGUAUGCUUUGCCUCGGAAUGAGCAUGAUUGCUGGAGUGGCGUUGUCCAAUUUAAGGGUUGUAAAUCUCUUACUCACUCGGAACCUAGCCAUCAUGGGAUUCGCCCUGCUUGCCGGAAUGGUGGUACCGCUACAUUUUGAAAAUCACCCGAUCGAUACCGGAAACCAGACGCUCGAUCAGGUGCUAAACAUGCUGCUGAGCAUAAAAAUGUUGGUCGGAGGGCUGCUGGCGUUUUCGCUGGAUAAUUUAAUGCCAGGUGCCACCCGAGCAGAUCGCGGCCUGAUCGAUGAAGCAGAAGCAGACGGACCAACUGAUGGCUGCGGCACCUGGGUCCAGAACGGUUUCUGCUCCAACUCUGCAUACACCGACGAGCAGAAGGCACAGUACUGUCCGAGCUCAUGCAACCUCUGUGACGGCGCCGGGACCACCGCUGGAUCCACUGCUGAAACAUCUGCUGGUACCACCGCUGCAGCUGGAGACACCUCAGCCGGAACUACGGCUGGCGGAGCUGCCACUACCACAGCUGGAGGAGCUGCUGCAACGACCACCUGUAGCCAA
This is a messenger RNA of Mesorhabditis spiculigera, 2451 nucleotides long. The record is from the annotation of a GenBank genome assembly. Lineage: Eukaryota; Metazoa; Nematoda; Chromadorea; Rhabditida; Rhabditidae.